Punica granatum (pomegranate) is the source of this 1706-nucleotide messenger RNA. The record is from RefSeq and is a predicted model, not a curated record. NCBI's taxonomy places the organism in Eukaryota, Viridiplantae, Streptophyta, Magnoliopsida, Myrtales, Lythraceae.
CCUGCCCAGGAAAACAGCGGAGCGGAGCGGUGCGCACCUUUCUUCUCUAUCCAUCCUCCUGUCCUGUCCCUCCCUCUCUUCCCUCAUUCUCGACGGCCUCUGACUACCUGCCACUGCUGGCUGCUGCAGCUUCUUCGUUCUUCCCGCUUCUGCAGCCGCUCUGUUAAUUGCCCAACCGCAGCUAUAGAGGGGAACCCAGUUAUCUGUGGACAUUAACGGACUGUUUUGGCUUGUGGAUUCCUUUUUGUAUGAAUGGCGGAUUCUGAUAAAGCUCAGCCGGCUGACACCGGAGGAAAGGCUGAACAGUCCAGUGAGAUGCAACAAUCUGACCCAGUUUGUAAUUUCUUCAGGAAACCCUUGAAAAAUAAAAAUAUGAGGAAACGGACUGUCGUGGAAGACGAGGAUGAAGACUCCGAAGCCGAUGGUUCUCUUUUGCAUGUUCAGAAGAAACCUCAAAAGAUGGAUAAUAAGUUGUAUUUCUCGACGGGAUCCUCCAAGCAGUCAGCCCAUGAGUCUGAGUCUAAGGGUCAAUCCCAAGCACCCGUGUUCCACUUUGAUUCCUCGAGGGAAAUUCAAGUGGAGAAUGACAGCAGAGCCACAGCAACACUGGAAACUGAGACGGAGUUUACUAGAGAUGCUCGAGCAAUCCGAGAAAGAGUCCUCAAGCAAUCGAACGAUGCAAUUAGUGGGAAAGGCAAGAGCGCUAGCGAUGAAAAGCUGUAUAAAGGGAUCCAUGGGUACACUGAUUACAAGGCAGGUUUCAGAAGAGAGCAGACUGUUUCUAGUGAGAAGGCGGGUGGGGCGCAUGGGCCCCUCAGGGCUUCUGCUCAUAUUAGAGUGUCUGCUAGAUUUGAUUACCAGCCUGAUAUAUGCAAAGACUACAAAGAGACUGGAUAUUGUGGGUAUGGAGAUGCUUGCAAGUUUAUGCACGAUAGGGGAGAUUACAAGUCAGGGUGGCAAUUGGAAAAGGAUUGGGAAGAGGCUGAGAAGGCGAGGAAGAGAAAGCUUGCUAUGGGAGUGGAUGAUCAAGAUGAGGAGGAUGAGGACGAUGAUGAGGAUGAAGAUGCACUGCCUUUUGCAUGUUUUAUCUGCAGGCAGCCAUUUGUCGAUCCAGUGGUGACAAAAUGCAAGCAUUAUUUUUGUGAGCAUUGUGCUUUAAAGCAUCAUGCAAAGAACAAGAAAUGCUUUGUCUGCAACACCCCCACCCAUGGGAUCUUCAAUGCUGCUCACGAGAUACGUAAGAGGUUGGCGACCGGGAGCAAGGGCAAAUAAAUGAAUUCCAGUAGCUCAGUUGGUUUUAGUGUCUUUUGCUAGGUGCAAGUCAUGUCGAAUAUGUCAUGAUAUCUUUUAGGGGGCCACAGGUGCGAGUUGCUGGUGAGUUUUGUCAGCCAAUACUUGGGCAACCAUGGAGCAUGGGAGCCAGAUAUGCUUCAUCCACAGUUGAUUAGCCUAUUUGCUCGCGAUUAUGUGUAGUGUAGAAUCCAGUGUCCUCUCCUCUCUUGUAGCAAAUUUUUGUAGUUUCCAGUUUUUAUGUACUCAGCUUUCUGAUGCAACGUGAAAGAACUGGGGAUCAGCUCAAUCGAGCAGUUAUGGCUUUUGCUUGAUUGAAAGUGAAAUCAAAUCAAUGGGAGGGAUAGGAUAGGAAUCCUCUCCAGAUGGCAUGGGAAUUGCUAUACAAUUAAUGUGAAUGGAUGACUAAUUCUAUC